Penicillium bovifimosum is the source of this 3657-nucleotide messenger RNA. Its product is annotated as forkhead domain protein. Gene Ontology annotation, biological process: regulation of ribosomal protein gene transcription by RNA polymerase II. Lineage: Eukaryota; Fungi; Ascomycota; Eurotiomycetes; Eurotiales; Aspergillaceae. The record is from RefSeq and is a predicted model, not a curated record. Bases 1 to 3657 code for a protein of 1218 amino acids. Gene Ontology annotation, molecular function: sequence-specific DNA binding; DNA-binding transcription factor activity; protein binding. The transcript is spliced from 2 exons. Gene Ontology annotation, cellular component: nucleus.
AUGUCGUCGCAGACCAUGACUGCGCCAGCCGUGGGCCAUCGACCGCCUGAUCCAGGCCCCGAUAGCCCUAUGUACGACUAUGGCUGCUCACCAAAGGCCACACCCCUUCCAAUCCUCGAGACGACUCCGCAAUCCGCGCCAUGCAGAAUAAUUCUGCCCCAUGGGAUGCACGCCCCGGACGUCGCAAUCAAGACCGAACGCUCAGACAGUCGUGACUUUUCAGCGCAAAACCAACAAGAUGCAAAUACUCAAAAUGCUGCAAGCGCACUCCUAGCUCAACUGCUAGGAAAUCAACCUGCGCCGAACUCUACCCCUACCACGAUACAACCUUCACAACAGGGCGAGAACCAGGAUAUGCACAUGGACACCAAAAUGGACGAAUCACUUUCCCGGCCUUUCGACAUGGCCGCUCAGAACCCCACGCCCAUCGACCCAAGCUUACAGCAAGGUCCGGCCUCAAUAUCUCGCGAGAUUCAGGACUUGCUGAACGGGAAGGCGCUAGGUGACGAGCUCAUGGGUGCGAACUCCGCCCAGGAUAUGAGCAACACGGGAUUUAAUUCGGCCGAUGCCAUGGGAAGCUUGUCCGAUCCCGUGAAUCCGAAAUUGAAUACGGACCAGCCCUCUCUCCUCCCGGCCUUGGAUUUUUCUUCCGCCCCGAAAAAUGCGUUGGAAGCGCUCCAGCAAAACGAGCUACUCACAGCUGCCUUUCUUUCACAAAAUGCCGACCUGUCAGCGUUUGGCUACCCCGAUGGGGCGGCGUCAAUUGCUGGAUCGGAACCCAAGAUCCAAGCAUUCGCCAAGUUGGAGUUUGAUGAUGGUCAUUUUUAUGUUAAUACCUACUCAUUCAUCCUAGGGCGAGACGUGCGCGCUGCCCGCGCCGCCCAUCACCGAGAGUUCCAGUACCGGCAGGCCGUGCGAAGCUCCCGAGCGAAGAGUUCAAGUGGAGGAAAUACAUCCCAUACACCGAAUCGCAUGAAGCGGGAGGAAAGUGCGGCGAUGAUGGGUAGUGUUGUCAGUGAUCGUGGAGGUAUCAUGGGCUUUGAUCCCGAUGUGCCUCCACAUCUUCCGAACAAUCUGAACAUGAGCCGACGAUCAUCGAAAUCUUCCUUUGAUGAUGCCGUCAUGCCCCUGCAUGCAAACCCGGCUCAGCUACAAUCGACCACCGAUUACAAUGCCCUCGCAAUGCAAUCUUUGCAGGAAGGAAAUGGAGACGCAAAGCCUGUUGACGCACUUGCUUUGCUCCCAUCUCCCGACUCUUGUCCCACAAUUCCCAUUCAUCCCCCAACGACGGUCGACGGCAGUGCCGCAGGACAUCGAGGGAUCUCCCGGAGGCAUGUCCGGAUCUCAUACAACUUUGAUCGCAACUUGUUCGAGAUGGAAGUAAUGGGUCGCAACGGAGCUUUCAUCGGAGCUGACUGGCUAUCACCAGGGCAAGUCCGCCCGUUACACAGUGGCGACUAUAUCCAAAUUGGAGGCGUGCGCAUUCGCUUCUUGCUACCAGACGUCCCCAUUGGAGAAACAGGAGCCGACCGGGAAGAGAAGUUAGCGGAGGAGAAGGAGGCCGAAGAGGAGAAAGAAAAAGACGCUCGUCCCUCAAUCGAGGUCGAGGAGGAGAUUGAUGAAUCUGAGAGAAAUGGAAGUGAGAGUGGCGAGAGCAGGGAACCGUCGAAGAAACUCAUUCUCAAGACAAAGGAUCCCAGAUCAUCACAGGCAAUGGAUUCCAUCGAGCCUGGCGAUGAUAGUUCCCAGCCGGCCCGGCGACGCGGACCUGGACGUCCUCCCAAGGAUGGCAUCAUGUCCAAACGGGAGCGAGCUGAGCUUGCCCGGGAGCAGAAGAAUGCCGCCAAGCGCGAGGCCAAUGGAGGGGUCACACCACCGCCUCUCAAGGUGCCCAAAGCUGGGAAGACCGUUGCCAAGGAAUCCGUCGUACCAGAGUCACCGACGAAUAACGCGAACAGACCAGCCGAGAAGCGGAAGUACACCAAGAGGAAGAAACCCGAUGGCACACUCAUGGAUUCCCCUCUCCCCUCGACAGAAGGUGGCCAGAUGUCAGCAGAGGCACCACAAGAAUAUGUCAAACCACCUCCAGUCAAGAAGCGCAAGCCAUCACGGUCGCCUUCACCUAAUUAUCCUCCGGAGAGUGCAUAUUCGCCUGAGGAUCUGGCGAAGCCCCCGUACAACUACGCCGUUCUCAUCUUCGAUGCUCUGACCGAAGCUGAAACGCCAAUGACACUGAAGCAGAUCUACCGUGCGCUGAAACUGAAGUAUCCGUACUUCCGCUUCAAGUGCGAGACUGAGGGGUGGACGUCUAGUGUACGGCAUAACUUGAAUGGCAACGGUCAUCUGUUCAUGCACGCCGAACGAGACGGCAAGGGAUGGUCCUGGCAGCUUAUUCCUGGUGCGUCGGUUGAGAAGGAAAAGAAACGGCGCCCUUCGCCGCCGCCUCAACCUUCCCACCCUCCUACGCCUGCUCCUCAGCAGUAUAUGCCUCAGAUGUCCCACUCUUAUGCGCCCCCUCAGGGCCCGCCGCCUGUGCCAAACCCACCACAGCAUUUCCAAUUCCCUUCUAUUCCGCCUGCACCUUUCCCGGCCUCUGUUACGGUGGGAGGACCUCCACCACAGUCUAAUAUCUACCAACAACCUCCACCUAAGGCCCAUGUUCCCACACCAACCGCUCCCCCUGCUCCUCCCGUGCAGGCUCCUGCUCCUCCUCCUCCUGCUCCUGCUCCGGCCCAGCCUCCGGUAUCGACACCGGCAGCAGCACCAGCAGCACCAGCACCUGCGCCGGCGCCUACUUCUGCCCCAGUGUCUGCUCCGAUUCCGUCUCCCGCACCAACGCCUGCAGCAACACCUGCAUCAACGCCUGCGCCGGUGGUUGCACCCCCACCUGCAUCCGCACCUGCGCCAGCUCCAACACCGGCGGCAGCACCGGUCCCGGCACCGGCACCAGCACCACCUGUCCCUGCAUCUUUCCCUAUCCCAAGCCAACUCCGCAACAACCUUCCAGCUGCAUUUGCGGCGACCGUCCCAUCAACCUACACUUCACCCUACGCAUCCGCACCUACUCCGCAGGCCAAUCAGCAGCAACAGCUGCAGACCCCGAUGCCUCCCCAUCGGCCACCUCCGCAACAUUCUCCCUACGCACAACAAAAACCACCCUCCUCCCAACCCCCACACACCAACCAGCAGCCACGGCCUUACCCUCCUCCAUCUGGCGGGGUUCAAUUCCAACACCAGAAUCAGCCGCCGGCGCAGUCCCAGCCGCGGCAGCUGUCACAUACCCCCCAGCAACACCAUCCGCUACCCCACCAACACCAGCCGCAGCAUCAGCAACAGCAACAGCACCACCAACCAUCUGGCCUUCCGGCGCAAUCUCACCAUCAACAACAGCAGCAUCCUGUUCAGCAAAGUCCUGCCCCAGGACCACCACCCGAGUCCUCGUUCAAUGACCGAGCAAACAAGGCCAUCGAUGACUUCGAGGCUGUGCUGAUGGAAGACUACGAAGACAAGAACUACAUCCGGGAGGUUCUUCGGAGUGCGCGUGCACGCGUGUUGGGCGAUGCAAAGGAAAGCUCAUUCCCAGGCGGCGAACCAAAGGACGAAGCCGUUAUCAUGGACGUGCUCCGCAACCUAGUCGGCAGUCUGAAGGAAGAGUAA